GGCGGGGUGAGAAGGCUGCGCGCGGGUAAAGGGGCCGCCUCGAGCGCGGUCCGAGCGUUCAGCUGACGCGCGCGGCCUCGUUCACAGGACUCCUCACCCGCCGCUCCCCCUCCUGCCGCCGUCACCCCGGAGACCGGCCUCAAUCGCCGGCGGGCCUGAAGCUGGUUUCAUGGCAGCCUCAAAGAAGGCAGUUUUGGGGCCAUUGGUGGGGGCGGUGGACCAGGGCACCAGUUCGACGCGCUUUUUGGUUUUCAAUUCAAAAACAGCUGAACUACUUAGUCAUCAUCAAGUGGAAAUAAAACAAGAGUUUCCAAGAGAAGGAUGGGUGGAACAGGAUCCUAAGGAAAUUCUGCAUUCUGUCUAUGAGUGUAUAGAGAAAACAUGUGAGAAACUUGGACAGCUCAAUAUUGAUAUUUCCAACAUAAAAGCUAUUGGCGUCAGCAACCAGAGAGAAACAACUGUAGUCUGGGACAAGUUAACUGGAGAGCCUCUCUACAAUGCUGUGGCUGCUCCAGUUUCUCCUGGCCCUUCAGUUCCAGUUGCCGUUGUUCCCUCUGGCUCUUCAGUUCCAGCUGCUGGUACUUCCUCAGUGUGGCUUGAUCUAAGAACUCAGUCUACCGUUGAGAGUCUUAGUAAAAGAAUCCCAGGAAAUAAUAACUUUGUCAAGUCCAAGACAGGCCUUCCACUUAGCACCUACUUCAGUGCAGUGAAACUUCGCUGGCUCCUUGACAAUGUGAGAAAAGUUCAAAAGGCUGUUGAAGAAAAACGAGCUCUUUUUGGGACCAUUGAUUCAUGGCUUAUUUGGAGUUUGACAGGAGGAGUCAAUGGAGGUGUCCACUGUACAGAUGUGACAAAUGCAAGUAGAACUAUGCUUUUCAACAUUCAUUCUUUGGAAUGGGAUAAACAGCUCUGCGAAUUUUUUGGAAUUCCAAUGGAAAUUCUUCCAAAUGUCCGGAGUUCUUCUGAGAUCUAUGGCCUAAUGAAAAUCUCUCAUAGCCUGAAAGCUGGAGCCUUGGAAGGUGUGCCAAUAUCUGGGUGUUUAGGGGACCAGUCUGCUGCAUUGGUGGGACAAAUGUGCUUCCAGAAUGGACAAGCUAAAAAUACGUAUGGAACAGGAUGUUUCUUACUAUGUAAUACAGGCCAUAAGUGUGUAUUUUCUGAUCAUGGCCUUCUCACCACAGUGGCUUACAAACUUGGAAGAGACAAACCGGUAUAUUAUGCAUUGGAAGGUUCUGUAGCUAUAGCUGGUGCUGUUAUUCGCUGGCUAAGAGACAAUCUUGGAAUUAUAGAGAGCUCAGAAGAAAUUGAAAAACUUGCUAAAGAAGUAGGUACUUCUUAUGGCUGCUACUUUGUCCCAGCAUUUUCAGGGUUAUAUGCACCUUAUUGGGAGCCCAGUGCAAGAGGGAUAAUCUGCGGACUCACUCAGUUCACCAAUAAAUGCCAUAUUGCUUUUGCUGCGUUAGAAGCUGUUUGUUUCCAAACUCGAGAGAUUUUGGAUGCCAUGAAUCGGGACUGUGGAAUUCCACUCAGUCAUUUGCAGGUGGAUGGAGGAAUGACCAGCAACAAAAUUCUUAUGCAGCUACAAGCAGACAUUCUGUAUAUUCCAGUAGUGAAGCCCUCGAUGCCUGAAACCACUGCACUGGGUGCUGCCAUGGCAGCAGGGGCUGCAGAAGGAGUCGGCGUAUGGAGUCUUGAACCCGAAGAUUUAUCUGCCGUCACAAUGGAGCGGUUUGAACCUCAGAUUAAUGCUGAGGAAAGUGAAAUUCGUUAUUCUACAUGGAAGAAAGCUGUGAUGAAGUCAAUGGGUUGGGUUACAACUCAAUCUCCAGAAAGUGGUGACCCUAGUAUCUUCUGUAGUCUGCCCUUGGGCUUUUUUAUAGUGAGUAGCAUGGUAAUGUUAAUCGGAGCAAGGUACAUCUCAGGAAGCUGGAAAAUCAACUAAAGGUCUCAUUAGUUAGACCAAUCUCUGGGGGCAGUUAGAAGUAUUCCAUAAAUACUACCAACUCAUGGAUUCCAAGAUUCAAGCUUUUUACAUAAUGAAAGAAUCCAGCAAUUCUGUCUCUUAAUGCGAUGACACUAUUCAUAGACUUUGAUUUUAUUUAUAAGCCACUUGCUGCAUGACCCUCCAAGCAGACCUGUAGCUUAAAAUAAAGAAAAUGCAGCAAAAAGAAUGCUAUGGAAACAUUUGGUGGCUUUUUUUUUUAAACAUCCACAGUUAAGGUUGGGCCAGCUACCUUUGGGGCUGACCCCCUCCAUUGCCAUAGCAUCGUGCUCCAUUCCCACUAAAAUCUUGGAAGAAUUCAGAUCCUCACCAUUGGAACCUUCCAUCAAACAUACUCAAACACUAUUGGACUAGGAUUUGGGUCUCUGCAUAACAUAUGUUUGAUUAAAAGGUUAUUACUAACCUGUUAAAAUGAGCAGCUUUUUGCAUUUAACAGACACCCCCCAAGUCUUCUUUUCUAUUUAGUAGAAGACUGCAACAUAGAAACCUCUACUAAAUUACUGACAUUUGGUGUUCUCACAGCUUCGAGAUUUUUCUGAAAAGUAUUUGCCAAAACUGAAAUUCUUCAGAUAUUUUCCAUGGUCCCACUAAUUAAAAUGACUUUCUGUCUGGAUCUUAUAGGAAAGGGAUACUUUCUUUUGUCUUCCGUCUUUCCUUUUUACAUUUUUUACUUUGUAUGUAUAACAUACAUGCCUAUAUAUUUUAUAUACUGAGGGUAGCCCAUUUUAAAAUUAAGACCACAUUAUAUUCAGAAGGUUCUAACAGGGCUGGUCUUAAGUAAACCACUAUGUAUAUAAAAUGUUGGAAAACAGCUGUAUACAUUUUUGGGCAACGGUUAUGCAUAAUUUUUACCAGGAGAGUUUUUUUCUUAAAGAGCCAACAUUUAAAAUUUGUGUUUUAUGUCAAUAAAAGAAAAUAUACUUCAUUGUGACUUCAACUAUAUUUCUUAUCUCUGAUAUUUUUAUUUAAUUGUCUUAGCUUAAAAAAAGAACUGUAGAAUACUACUAUAAAUAUUGUUUUCAAACACAAGCACCAAUUCAAAUAGUUAUCUUUCCUUUGAAUUAAUUUUAGGUGUAUUUUGGGUCCUAUUGAGGGGAUGAGAGGAUAUCAAAAAAAAGUUAAAUACCUAAGUAGAAAAAAGUUUAGAAAUAAAGCCAAGAAUCUCUUUCAUUUCAAAUGUUAUCAAUUGUUAAUAAGAAAUUGCUAUCUGGGAUGACAGAAUUGUCUCUGCUUAAUAUCAUAACUGAAAAAAGGUUUUUCAUUACAAAUGUCUUCCAAUGAAACCAAGAAUUUCUCAAAAUAUUUAAUGUCACAUAUUAUAAGAAGUUACCUAAUGUAGCUUCUUCAAUUUUUAAAAGUAUCUUAAAAUCACUUUGUUUUGUAGUAAAUAGUAAAGAAAAGAUUGCCUCCUAAUUAUUUUCUUCAAUGAGUACUGAAUGGGGAAAUAUUUAUAUCUUACUAUAAUAGGUUCUGUUUUGUUUAGAAUUAAUAGGUUCUGAUUGUGCUGUUUCUAGAUUCUUGAGUCGGCUAAGUUUUAUUGAUGCGCCUGUCAUUUAACUGGCAUAAAUACUAUAGAAGGGUACUGUGAAUGAUCCCUUUAUGGCGGGGGUACUUUUAAACAUGAAUGUUUCUACAAAAGUAGGUUGUGUUCAUUGUAAAUAUUGUGAAAACGACUGUUCAAAUAAUUUUAAGAUUACAUUAAUUUUUCUAUAAAUUGCAAGAUUUAUAAAUGUUUGAAAUUGUACACACUGAUAUCUAAUGACAAACUUACUUAAAAUAAAUUGACCCCUCGUUCUUA
Messenger RNA from Callithrix jacchus (white-tufted-ear marmoset), 3800 nucleotides. It is a transcript of the gene GK, whose product is annotated as glycerol kinase. Gene Ontology annotation, biological process: glycerol metabolic process; glycerol-3-phosphate biosynthetic process; triglyceride metabolic process. Gene Ontology annotation, cellular component: mitochondrion. Lineage: Eukaryota; Metazoa; Chordata; Mammalia; Primates; Cebidae. Gene Ontology annotation, molecular function: glycerol kinase activity. The record is from RefSeq and is a predicted model, not a curated record.